AUUAAAAAAAAAUGUCUAUAGAUCUUCCUUAUCAUGUCACCAAAAGACUGUCACCAAAUGCCCGUACAAAUCUAAAAGGCGGUUUUAGCUGCCAUGCACAAAUUCAAGACUUUCAGAUCUUGAAAUGCGGUGAUAGUCUAGAUCAAAACUUCAAACCAAAAUUAAUCACACCUACUCCAGGCAAUCGCAAAACACACAUUUCCAAAUUGAAGUACGGGCAUCCAUUCCUUCACGCCGCAGCCUGAAGCUGGGCUUUGACUUUUAAUUCUUGGCUUAAAAUCCGAGAUUGGUCUUCAUAAUCAUUGUAUAAAUAUUUUUUAAAACAUAAAAAUGACUGAUCGAGAUAUAAGUGAUAUUUGCAAAAGAGUAUCUGAACUGACGGUUCUUUCGUUCAGAAAACUAGACGAUGUUAAAAAAUUGGCGAGGCACUUUCAAAAGCUCCUCAACGAUCCAUCGAUACAGAACCAGACUAGAAUUAUGAGCUAUUUAAAAAGUAUGGAUCAAAUGAAUAAAAAUAUUUUCCUGCAAAAACGCGACGGCGUCGAGGUCGAAUACAUCCUAUCGACAGAAAAGAAGAGUAGCCUCCAACGCCAGCGCUUCAACAGUCUUCCAAUAAGCGAGGUACCUGAGCUGAUCAAAACUGAGUUUCUAGCCGCCGAAAACGCCAAGCAAGUUCACAUCUGCACCGACUGCGACGUCGAGAUAGAGUUGAAUGACGACGUGCCCCUCAUGGAGUCCCUUCAGAAACAUUUCAAUUUGGAAGUGCAUCAGCCCAAGCUCAAACGCGAAAGUAUAGAUGUCGCCGAACCUAUCGUUUUGCCGAAAAUGUCCAGGCGACUCUCCGCCGCCAUGGCCAGCGGUGAAAACACCGGACAGUACGAUCAGCAAGGUUUCGAGCAGAUCAUAAAUAUUAUUAGAAAUAUCGAGUGCUUGGAUAAAAAGUUUUUAGCCAAACUAGAGGCGUCGCUGGUCAGGAACUUGCCGGAUAAUUCGGAGGCGAAUAUCGAUGCCGCCGUUAAGUUUUAUCAAAAAUCGUACGAUCAGCUUUGCCAAGAAAUAACGUCCAUCGAUUUCACGACACAGACGCAAUCCGUGGCUCCUAUAAUUAUGAGUAUUAAAGACAAUGUAAACCAAAACUUCGCGACGGACGCUAAUAAAAAUUUCGAGAACGACGACAAUGAACAGACGCCGGAAAAGCCGGCUAAGAAUCAAAUAAAAAAAUAUAGAUACUACGGGCCCAUCGAGAGUGUUAUUCUGAAUUUUCUAGGCACUCAUAAAAUAAUAUCACUCGUCGAUGAUCGCACGAGAAAACUCGCAUUCUUUUGCAUGGUAUGCGAAUAUUAUACCUUAAGAUUUCGUUACGACAGUGUUUUAAAUCAUGUAUUUAGUGAAACUCAUAUACACAACCUCUCGUGCGUCCUGCAAGCCGACAAGAAUAUUCCGUUCGCCGGCAGCGCAUGCACCGUUGAGAAAAUCAAAGAAAUCAAUGACAAUUUUUUGAUUAUUAACAAUGGAGUAAAUCCUGACAAUGGGUACAGCUGUAACCUUUGCAAGACGCAGAUCGAUUCGAAGGACGUGCUCGUCAUGCACCUCUUAGAUGAAAAUCAUCUCGGACGUUUGUCCGAUAGAAUGUAUAGAAAAAUGAAGGCGACUAAUCCGGACGGUCAAAUUCCAGAAGAAUGGGGACCAAGAACUCUCGACUGGACUAAGUACUUAGGUAGCGUCGGCAAGCCUAAUAAUAAUAGAGAUCACGUCAUCAUGGAAAACUUCAUCAAAGCCUCCGGAAAGAUCGUCAACUACUGCUCGUGCUGCGACAUGACGCUAAAAGGUCCGAGGCAGGUGCUCUUCAAUCAUAUCCGUCAAAAGAAACAUUUGAGAAACGCAGCGCCGCACAAGCUGUCCCUGCUCUACAAGAACUACUGCCGCCCGGCCGAGUACUUCGCCAGCUUCGGGAACUACUACGUGUGCGCCCUGUGCCCCACGCACAUCGCUCUGCCCUCGUUCGGGGCGAUCAUCGAGCAUUUCGAAAGCGAUCUGCACAUCGAGACCAUCGCCAAGCUGAUCACGUCCGCCCUACACCCCGAACCCGAUCGCAAACUGAUGAAUUUGAACAGAAUCAUCGUAUCCGAUGUGAUGAAAUGCGAAAUAUGCGACGUGACUUUCAAAGAUAUGGUCGAAACUGUGAUGCACGUGCUGUCGAGCACGAAACACCAGAACGCGAUAGUAGACCUGAGGACGCGGGAGAACAAGGGCGACGUGAUCAGCAUCUACAUGCGCGGCAACUACAUACUGAACAGCGAGGGCGCCACCUUCACCUGCGUGACCUGCAAGGGCGCCUUCAAUUCCAUAAGGUCGCUGUUGAUGCACCUGAUGUUUUCGGAGCAUUUCGCCACGAAGCCGCUAGCGGAGGACGUCUUCCGGUUUUACUUGGAGCUGAAGCACAAUAUAAACAUGUUGUCCCGCAACAAGUAUGUCUACUACGACUUCGGGAAGCUGAAGUGUGGUGUGUGCGACAUGGACGUGGAGGAGGGGGAGAACGCCAAGCGCCACGUGGUGUCCCCGACUCACAGGGAGAACAUGGGGGCCAGUUAUGUGAUCAAUUUGGACACGUCCGCAGCUGAAUGAGAGAAAGGAGUCAGCACCACACGGCAAUUUUUCCGGCUGCUUUAAUCAAGUUCUGUUCUAUUAUGGAGGGUGGCUGGUGUUAUACAAUGAAUUAAAUUUUAAUAAAAUGAAAUAAUUUUAUAAUUUUAA
Aricia agestis (brown argus) is the source of this 2754-nucleotide messenger RNA. RefSeq lists its product as uncharacterized. The coding region runs from base 331 to 2625 and encodes 764 amino acids. Gene Ontology annotation, molecular function: nucleic acid binding; zinc ion binding. The transcript has 3 exons. Lineage: Eukaryota; Metazoa; Arthropoda; Insecta; Lepidoptera; Lycaenidae. The record is from RefSeq and is a predicted model, not a curated record.